GCCACGGUUCGGGGUACGUGGGCGCACCCAUCCUUGAGAGUAUCGGCGGCCACAAGGUGUCGGACAUGUCAGAGCUUGUGAGUCGAUUGCAACAGGAGGUGCGGGAGAAGGACUUCGUGGAGAUCGAGUUUACAAUGGCCGUAGGGCCCUACACCAUGGUCCUGAAGUCGGCUGAUGUGGCAGAGGCAGAGGUUCGAAUCCGAGAGCUUUACCAGCUGCCCGCCUUGGCCUCGCGAAAUCUGCACGCUGAGCCCACUCCCGCCAUUCCGCCGCUGGUGGGCGUGGCUGCCGGAUGA
Molecule: messenger RNA, 296 nt
Organism: Symbiodinium sp. CCMP2456
Lineage: Eukaryota; Dinophyceae; Suessiales; Symbiodiniaceae
Source: the annotation of a GenBank genome assembly